AUGUUUUGACCUCCGACCACUAGUUGUCCUAUGCCACCAAUUUUUGUUAACUGGAUGAAAUGAACAAAGAAGAAAAUGGUUACGUAAUAAUAAAGAUGCGAUGUUACUUAGGAGGCAUAUAACUCUUACCUCAGUUUAAUGUACCGGGCGGUAAGACGCGAAUAGGUGGAGAUAACAUUGCACAUAGUACAACGUACUGAAACAGUUCAGCGAAAUAUAAUACAAGAAUUAGUUGUUUGGAUGAAAAUGUUUGAACUUGGAAACGUUGGAAAUGUUUAUAAGUAAAAAUAACAUCACAUCGCGACUCUGACCAGGAUAAGCAGUUAGAUGAUGUAUGGACGGAAAAAUAAUACCACGUUUGAAACAUAAAUGCGGUCUGGCUGUGCAUCCCCUGCGGCUGAGAUCCCAGCAUGUCUCGCGCAUCGUCCACGGCCAAGCGCUACACCGGCUCCUCCUACACCAGCCACUAUGGCUCCUAUGGCUCCUCCCUGGGCUCCUCCCUGGGCUCCUCCCUGGGCUCCUAUGGCGAGCGGGACCGACUGGCCUAUAAGAGCAGCUCCUCCAGCUACACCCCCUCCAGCUACCUGAGCAGCAGUGCCAGCCGCCCCCGCGCCUAUGGCACUUCCAUAGAGCCCGACCGUGGGCGAACCACCCCCCGGGCCGACCUGCUGGGGGGGCGGCGCAGCGAAAGCAUGACUCGAGCUCCGGUGAGGUCGUACAGCUCGGGGCUGAGCGGGGGCGGGGUCUACUCCUCCUUCAGCUAUUCCCCAUCCGUGCCCAGCUACCUGUCCUCCUCGCCAGCCACCUCCAGCAUCUCUCUGUCCCGCCGCCGCUCCGUGAGCCAGAGUGACCUGACGCACGAGCUGACGUCGCUGGUGCUGAGAGAACCCACCUCCUGCUCCUCUUCUUCCUCAUCCCCAUCCUCCUCCUCAUCUAGCGGCGGACUGAGGUCAUCGUACCACAGCCGCGGGAGCGAGUCGGUGGAGCCCUACAGCAGCUCUCGCUUUGGAUCCACCCUCCCGCGCGGCUCCAUUGAAGACACAGUAACCAACGGCAACCGCUUCACCCCGUCCAGGGAUAGAGGCUUCACCCGCUCCAUCUCCCCAACGCGGGACACCCCGAACUCCAAGAGCGCCCAGGCCCUGCUGGGGCUGAAGAACCUGGGGAACACAUGCUUCAUGAACUCCAUCCUGCAGUGCCUCAGUAACACGCAGAGCCUGCGCGAUUACUGCCUGAACAACAGCUACCGGCGGGAGCUGAACAGCAGCAGCCGCGGGAAUGGCACCCUGAUGGAGGAGUUUGCCAGACUCAUACAGAGACUGUGGACAUCGUCAGGCAGCGACGCUGUCGGCCCCUCCGAGUUUAAAACGCAGAUCCAGAAAUACGCCCCCAGAUUUGUGGGCUACAAUCAGCAGGACGCGCAGGAGUUCUUGCGCUUCCUGUUGGAUGGUCUGCACAACGAGGUGAACCGCGUUACGGUCCGCCCCCGGGGGCACGCCGAGGACCUGGACCACCUGCCGGAUGAUGAGAAAGGGAAACGCAUGUGGAACCGCUACCUGGAAAGGGAGGACAGCAAGAUAGUGGAUCUCUUCGUUGGCCAGCUGAAGAGCUCGCUGACCUGCUGCCAGUGUGGUUACUGCUCCACUGUGUUCGACCCAUUCUGGGAUCUGUCUCUGCCCAUCGCCAAGAAGGGCCAUGGUGAGGUCAGUCUGAUGGACUGCAUGAGGCUCUUCACCAAGGAGGACGUGCUGGACGGAGACGAGAAACCGACGUGCUACAGGUGUAAGGCCAGGCGGAAAUGCACGAAGAAAUUCACCAUCCAGCGGUUUCCCAAGAUCCUGGUGCUGCAUCUAAAACGGUUCUCCGAAGCUCGGAUCAGAACCAGCAAGCUGUCCACGUUUGUCAGCUUCCCCCUGAAGGAGCUGGACCUCAGGGAGUUUGCGUCAGAGAACAGCACCAAUGCAGUUUACAACCUGUAUGCAGUGUCCAAUCACUCUGGCACCACCAUGGGAGGUCACUACACAGCCUAUUGCCGCAACCCUCCCUCUGGGGAGUGGUACACCUUCAACGACUCCAGAGUGACGCCAAUGUCCUCCAGCCAAGUGCGCGGCAGCGAUGCCUACGUGCUGUUUUACGAGCUGGCGACCUCCUCGCGGAUGUGAGAUCCCCACCCCGGAUGAGCUGGGGGAGAAUGGGCAGGAGCCCGGCCCAAUGGAACUGCUGACAGAGAUAGGGGGGCGGAGCCCAGCAUCUGAUGUCAGCGAGAGAGAGGUUGCCUCCGCCCAAAUGCCCGGCAAGUCCAAGAGGGACAUUCUGCAGGGAUCCUGAGCUGCCCCCCACUUACUCAGUCAUACUCACUCAGCCUGGGUGCAGUGGGGGCGGGGGUCUGCCUGUGUGUGAGGCAGGGAUGACACCGUGGGAAGGUCCGAGGCCGGCCGUCUGUGCACCGCACCUGCAGCCUCAGCUCUCCCCUUAAAUGCGCCUUUCUGUUCAGGAUUGUCAGUCUCAAAAAAAAAAAAAAGACUCGUCACACUUGAUUUUCCUUUUGCAUUUUUCUUGUUGGUUUUUUAUUUAUAAUCUCCCUGCUCCUGGAAGAUGGUCAGGUUUGUGGCGCCCCCUGCUGGGGAUAUUAGACAAUUUAAGUUGCCUCUGAGCUUCAGGUUUUGGGUUUUGAAGAGCAUGCGGCUCACCGUCGCCCCAUUCGCCACACUCCAUCCCAUCACUUUCCCUUCACUCCCACAAGGUGGCGCUGUGCAUUCUAUUCAUUAGGUUGUCCUAUAACAGUUUUAUCUGUGUGGCUGCUAUUGAUUACUGAUGUUUUUAAAAUGCUGUGAAAAUGACAAUCUAAGGUACACUAAAAUAAUGCUGACAGUAUGAAUUUAACAUGCCAUUGAACAACAUGGAAAAGAAUGUUUUGGAAACAGCAUAAAUGUAUAUUUUUAUAUUGUGAUGCAAUAUAGAGAAUGUAGGACACUGUGGUGCUGAAAUGACCCAUUACUGUUUUCAGUUAAAUUAACAGGCGUAAGAGAGACUUUUAUUUAUGCUGACUGGUGAUAAAGUGAUGUCACUUUUUAACCAUGGCUGUUAAAAAAAAAUAUAUAUAUAUAUAUAUUAUAUAUAAAUUAUAUAUUUAUAUAUAUUAUAUAUAUAAAACGAAUAAACUUUUAAAACAA
Molecule: messenger RNA, 3173 nt
Organism: Paramormyrops kingsleyae
Lineage: Eukaryota; Metazoa; Chordata; Actinopteri; Osteoglossiformes; Mormyridae
Product: ubiquitin carboxyl-terminal hydrolase 2-like
Biological process (GO): protein deubiquitination
Molecular function (GO): cysteine-type deubiquitinase activity
Source: RefSeq, a predicted model, not a curated record